Molecule: messenger RNA, 918 nt
Organism: Penicillium malachiteum
Lineage: Eukaryota; Fungi; Ascomycota; Eurotiomycetes; Eurotiales; Aspergillaceae
Product: BAR domain-containing protein
Exons: 5
Coding region: 1-918 (305 amino acids)
Cellular component (GO): cytoplasm
Molecular function (GO): protein binding
Source: RefSeq, a predicted model, not a curated record
AUGGAUCGAAUGCAGGCAUUCGGUAAGAACUUUAGCGCAAGCUUCACUCCUUUUGCGCAGCGCACCCAGCAGAUGAUCAAGGAACAGCUGGGUCAUGCCGAGGAUAAGACAGAGCUUCCCCAGGAAUACAUCGACCUUGAGAAGCGCGUCGAUGCGCUCAAGCUGGUCCACCAGAAGCUGCUUCAGGUGACCUCCCAAUAUUCCAACGAGGCCUAUGACUACCCUCCCAACAUCCGCGAGUCCUUCAACGACCUCGGCCGCACCAUCAAUGAGAAGGUCAACCUCCUGUCGCAGGCCAGCUCUCCCGCCGAGGCUCAGGCUGCCCUGACCGCUCCUCCAUCUGCUAAGCCCCAGCCCAAGACUUUCAACCACGCCAUCGCCCGCGCUUCUCUCGCUGGCUCGCAGACCCUCGCGCAGAGCAUGGAUGGCGAGGACCCUCUCGCCAGCGCUCUGGAGAAGUACGCUUUGGCUGAGGAGAAGGUCGGCGAGGCCCGUCUGGCUCAGGACUCCCAGAUUCAGUCCCGUUUCCUGGCUGGCUGGAACACCACCCUUAACACCAACCUUAUGUUCGCCGCUAAGGCUCGCAAGAACGUUGAGAAUGCCCGUUUGACCCUGGACUCUGUCAAGGCCAGCAAGAAGGCUGCUGCUCGCGGUGACCUGGAUAACUUGAGCGAGGAUGCUCGUCAGGAGAUUGACCAGGCCGAGGAUGAGUUUGUGGGUCUGACUGAGGAAGCUGUUAGCGUGAUGAAGAACGUUCUUGAUACCCCCGAGCCCCUGCGCAACCUGGCCGACCUCAUUGCCGCUCAGCUGGAGUUCCACAAGAAGGCUUAUGAGAUUCUCAGCGAGCUUGCCCCGACUGUGGAUGCCCUACAGGUCGAGCAGGAGGCUAGCUACCGCAAGGCGCGUGAAGGCGCUUAA